Molecule: messenger RNA, 3271 nt
Organism: Cannabis sativa
Lineage: Eukaryota; Viridiplantae; Streptophyta; Magnoliopsida; Rosales; Cannabaceae
Exons: 5
Coding region: 567-2828 (753 amino acids)
Molecular function (GO): nucleic acid binding
Source: RefSeq, a predicted model, not a curated record
ACUUACGUAGCCAAAAAAUAAUUAAAAGAAAAAAAAAUCUAAAUUCAUAUGUAUUUGAGAAAUGAAAGCCCAGUAGUAUAGUUUCUGUUUCGAUAACACAAACACACAGUGAAGAAGAAACCCUAGAUUAGAUACCCAUUUUGUUAUUAGCUUCACCAAAAUCAAACCAUACAAAUUUUAGUCCCAAUUCAAAAGACCCAACCUUUGUUUUUUUUUUUGGUCAUCUCGACCAUUCUUGUUGUCUUUUGUCUUUUUAAUUUUUCUUUUACAUAUUUUAGUAUUUUCUUUCUGUUUUUCGUUAUUUCAGGAUUGAGAAGAAGAAAAAACAGGAAAAUUUGGGGUGUCUGUUGUCUCUGAAGAAUCAUGAUAUAAAUGAGCGUUUCCUGUUGUGUUCUGGGUUUUUUGUUCUGUUGAUGGUAAUUGUAUUUAUCUGCUUUCUCUUCUAAUGGUGGCUUUUCUCUUAUGAAAUUAGGGUUUCAUUUCUCUUAUCUAUAUUCUGGUUCUUUAUCUGUUGCUGGCCUGCCUCGCGAACAUUAUUGAUUGAACUUUGUGUUUUCAAUCUUAAAAUGUCAUCACCUCGAUCAUCGCCGUAUCAGAUUCUUGACAAUCGACCGAUUGAUCAGUGGAAGGUUACAGAGUUAAAAGAAGAGCUUAAGAAGAGAAAAUUGAUAACUAGAGGUUUGAAGGAGGAUUUGGUAAAACGCUUGGACGAAGCAGUGCGUACUGAGAGGAUAAGUGCUCAGAAUGACAAUGAUGAUAAUGAUAUUCAAUCCAGUCCAGAACCAGCAGUUGUAGUGAAAAGUGGGAAGGAAAAGGCUGUUUUUUCUGAAAACGUAGGCACUGUGGAUGGUAGUGGGAAGAAGACCAGUAAGGUGGAUAAGCUUCCUGUUGAGGAUGACAUUAAUAACAGUGUACCAGACUUGGGCCAAGGUAAUAUUGAGGAAGGAUAUGUUGUAGUUGGUGAGGAUUCCUCUGCGGUGGAGGAGACUGUGGUUAGUUAUGAAACUACUGUAGAAACUACAGUUACGGUUACUGAGAGUGUGGUAUCUGAUGUAACAUUAAGUGAGCAAGAUUCUGAGAUUCAGAAAGAGAAGGGGAGUUUUAAGUUUCAGCUGGAGAAUGAGGAUUCAAAGUUCCAGCUGGAGAAUGUGGAUUCAAAAUCUCAGCUGGAGAAUGUGGAUUCAAAGUCCCAGCUGGAGAUUGAGGAUGCAAAGGCCGAGCUGGAUAGUGAGCUUUUAAAGCCCCAGGUAGAGAAUGAUGACUCAAAGCCCCAGUUAGAUAGUGCUGGCUCCAAGGCCAAGGUAGAGAGUAAAGACUCAAAGACCCAGCUGGAAAUCAACAAUACAAUGUCACAGCUGGAGAAUGAGUGUUCCAAGCCUACAUCCGAGGAAUUCAAGCUCGACGUUUCUGCUCCAGAAAACCAGGUAUCUGAGGUCAGACCUAAUUUUGGGUCUCAAGUAAAAUAUGAUUCUAUUUCUACUGAUUCUGUGUCUAUUAAUGAAAAGAUUGAACUUAAGGAUAACAUAAUUGCUGAUAAUGUCAAAUUAGAAUUAGAUGUUAUUAAGCCGGAGAUGGUGGCACCAUCAUCCAGCACUAAUGUUCAGGGCGGUGGUGACUCACAUCUUAUGGAUGUUGAAGAGCCACAUGAGAGCAACACUUCUGUCGAAGAGAAGGAUGACAAUAAUGGUACUAAUGCAGAUUUGGGGAAGAAAAAUGAUAAUCUAGAUGUGGGGUACUCUGAAAAGUUAAAUUUAGACAGAAGUUCUGGAGAUGAUUCUAUGGAAGAAGAUGUGCUGGAGAGUAAACAAAUUGAUUCCAAGUAUAGUUCGGAUGAUGUGGGAGAUAAGAGUGAAAAAACUGAAGUUUCUGAUAUGAAGGAGGAAGGUCAUGUGGAUAUUGUGGGUGAUGAUUUUUCUGCAGACGGAAAGGACGUUCAUGUUGAGAGUGAAGAGCGUCCAUCUGCACAUGCUGAGAAAAGAAAGAUUAAUGAUGAAUCAGUUGUUGGAAACAAUGAGCCUGUGAAAAGGCAGCGGCGGUGGAAUACUGAUAGCUUAACAAUUCCGGAGCCUCAAAGCUCUAAUAUUACUACCACUACACCCAAGGAUGCGUUCCAAUCCUCUGCUUUGAAGCGCCUUGCUAGAGCAGAUUCAAUCACUAGUGAGGAUUCACCUAUGGAACGUGUUGUCCCACCAUCACCAAAAUCUCCAACCACUUCUCUAAGGAUUGAUCGGUUUCUGCGGCCCUUCACCUUGAAAGCAGUGCAAGAGCUUUUGGGAAAAACUGGCAAUGUAACCAGUUUCUGGAUGGAUCACAUUAAGACCCAUUGCUAUGUUACCUAUUCAUCAGUGGAAGAAGCCAUUGAAACACGCAAUGCUGUAUAUAACCUGCAGUGGCCUCCAAAUGGUGGGCGGCUUCUCCUUGCUGAAUUUGUCGACCCUCAGGAAGUAAAAACUCGGUUGGAGACUCCACCAACUCCUGUAGCUUCUGCUAAUGCAGCUCAUGUUGCAUCUCCCAAGGCAACUCCUGUUCCUUCUAUCCCAUUGGCCGCGCAGCCCCAGCAGUCCCCUCGGCAAACUAGGCAGCAGCCGCAGCUUGCACCCCCGCCUUCCCUCCCUCCACCACCACCCUUGUCUAAUCCUCCCCAAGCAAGAGAAAGGCUUCCUCUUCCACCGCCACCACCACUGCCAGAAAAGCUUGACCCUCCAAUUGUCACAUUAGAUGACCUCUUUCGAAAAACCAAGGCCACUCCUCGAAUCUACUACUUACCUUUGUCGGAAGAACAAGUAGCCACAAAACUUGCAGCUCAAGGGAAACGUGUGAUGCAGUAGUUACUGUAGACUAUGUUACCGAUCUCUCAGAUCUGCACCGGGGAUGCUCUUGCAGGUUGGCUGGUUGGUGUUUGGUAGAUUGUAGUAAGGAAGUAUAAUGAAGUUGCAUUUUUGCAGGUCUACAGAUGUUGUUAUAGCUGUUGUAAAGGACUUAAAGGAGUGUCCUUCCAUGGUGGAUUUGUGGUAUUGUGGAACUGCUUUGAUUGGAGCUUAAGUUGAAUUUAGUGUUAGAACCUGUCGAGAGCUGUUUUUUGUGACACAUUUGGUAUACCUGGUUUUCCUUUUCGAACCAGAGUUUGUUUUUUCUUUUUUACUUUGGUUAAAAAUUGUUAGUUUAAUUUGAAUUUGAAGAUUAAUAUACAUUAGCUCUCUCAAACGUAGGAUCUGCAACUUUAAGGCACAUGCCUUCUGCUAUCUGAUGAUAUGUGCUAUAACAUUUUAUA